Molecule: messenger RNA, 2757 nt
Organism: Phalaenopsis equestris
Lineage: Eukaryota; Viridiplantae; Streptophyta; Magnoliopsida; Asparagales; Orchidaceae
Product: ent-copalyl diphosphate synthase 1, chloroplastic
Exons: 14
Coding region: 149-2518 (789 amino acids)
Biological process (GO): gibberellin biosynthetic process
Cellular component (GO): chloroplast
Molecular function (GO): magnesium ion binding; terpene synthase activity
Source: RefSeq, a predicted model, not a curated record
UAAAGCCGUCUCUUCCUCUAACUAACUUCUCACCUUCCCGGGCGUGGCCCUCACUUCUCUUAAAAAACUUCACCCCUGUUCUCCUUAUAAAAGCGGUAGCUUGAUCAUCUUGUCUGCACAUUCCUUGUAUCUUUCUGCUAAAAACGGCAUGUCCUCAACGGCGGCAAUGAGAUCCAUCCGUUUUCCGGCGGUUCCUCGAAACUCCUUGCCACCGGAGCCCGUUUUCCCCAGAUGGAGAAGAAAAGUAGACGUAGCCGUCCCCUCUACUGCUUGGAGAGAAAAUGCGAUUCUGAAAUCAAGCCCUCAAGAAUACAAUUCGAAAUCAAUUGAAAAGAAGUUAAAAGAAGUCGAAUUGGACACGAAAAUCCCGGAGCCUGGGAAAGAAUCAGUCCCCGAGCUCUCUGAAAGAGGACGAGAAAUAUGGAAAAUGAUCGAAGAGGUGAAAGCAAUGCUGAGCUCAAUGGGCGAUGGAGAAAUCACUUCAUCGGCGUAUGAUACGGCAUGGGUUGCCAUGGUGCCGGACCUCAUAGGCGGCGGCGGGCCUCAGUUCCCCUCUAGUCUGCAGUGGAUAAUCGACAACCAGCUCGAGGACGGUUCUUGGGGCAACCAGGUCCUUUUCUCCGCUUAUGACCGAAUAAUCAGCACGCUAGCCUGCGCCGUCGCGCUUCGCUUCUGGAGCGUUUGUCUUGAUCAAUGCCAGAAAGGAUUGUUAUUCUUGAAAGAGAAUAUGUGGAGGCUUGCUGAAGAGAAUGAGGAGCUGAUGCCUAUAGCAUUCGAGGUCGCAUUGCCUUCCUUAAUCGACCUAGCUAAGGGUUUGGGUCUGGAUUGUCCUUAUGACCACCCUGCGUUGCAGUACGUGUAUGCGAAGAGGGAGAUAAAGCUGGAGAGGAUUCCGAGGGAGUUGAUGCAUAAAGUGCCAACGACUCUGCUCCAUAGCUUGGAAGGCAUGCCCGGCUUGGAAUGGCAAAGCCUGCUGAGGCUACAGAGCUCGGAUGGCUCCUUUCUGUUUUCGCCAUCUUCAACCGCCUAUGCUUUCAUGCAGACAGGCAACGAAAACUGUCUUAGUUAUCUCAAGAAAGUAGUAGAAAGGUUUCAUGGGGGAGUGCCAAAUGUGUACCCAGUGGACAUAUUCGAGCAUCUAUGGGUGGUUGACAGGCUGCAGAGGCUCGGCAUUUCGCGUUAUUUUGAGGCAGAGAUCAGACAGUGCAUGGAAUACGUCUUCAAAUAUUGGAGCGAACAUGGGAUGUGUUGGGCGAGGAACUCAGAAGUGCGUGAUAUUGAUGACACGGCCAUGGGUUUUCGGCUCCUGCGACUCCAUGGAUACAGCGUCUCCCCUGAUGUGUUCCGUAAUUUCAAGAGGGACGACAAGUUCUUCGGCUUCAUCGGGCAGUCGACUCAGGCGGUGACCGGAAUGUACAACCUAAACAGGGCGUCUCAGCUCAUCUUCUCCGGCGAGGAGAUACUCAACCAAGCCAAAAACUUCUCCUACCAAUUCCUAAGGGAGAAGCAGGCUUCCAACCUCCUCCUCGACAAAUGGGUUAUUUCCAAAGAUUUGCCUGGCGAGGUGGCAUAUGCUUUGGAUUUCCCUUUCUACGCAAGUUUGCCUCGUGUAGAGAGCAGGUGGUACAUAGAGCAGUAUGGGGGCGAUGAUGACGUUUGGAUUGGAAAGUCGCUCUACAGGAUGUUGUACGUGAACAACGCGGUGUAUUUGGAGCUUGCCAAGGCUGAUUUCAACCAAUGUCAGGCCAUCCAUAAGCUCGAGUGGCUCAGCUUGCAAAGGUGGUUUGAGGCGUGCGUGCGGAAAGAGUAUGGGAUGCGGCAGAAGAACGUGUUGAGGGCCUACUUCUUGGCCUCCGCAUCUAAAUUUGAACCGGACCGUUCAGCCGAGCGCCUCUGUUGGGCCGGAACUGCCGCGCUGGCUCAGGCCGUCGUCGUCUCCUAUAAUGAUUCCUCCGCCACCAAUAAGGUGGAGCAUUGCUCGACCCGACCCGACCCGGACCAUCAAUGCCGGUCGAAGCAGACGGCGGAAGAGUUGGUGGGCCACAUUCUGAUGCUGCUCGACAGGCCUUUGUUGCUGAGGGUGCCGGCCCAAACAUUCCGCCACCAUCUCCGACGAGCUUGGGAGGAGUGGCUGGUGAAAUUGGAAGAGGGAGAGAGCAGAGGUGAGACUGCCUUAUUAUUAGUUCGGUCGAUCGAGCUUUGUGCUGGUCGGACCGAACCGGAGGGUGGAGCUGCCCGGCUAGAGUACGACAAACUCGUCCGGCUCACCAUUUCAAUUUGCGGGCGCUUGCCCGUUCAUGAGGGCAACAAGAUAAGAAUUGCAGACGACAGCCAUCUAGAAUCAGACAUGCAACAACUGAUAAAAUGUGUGCUACAGCCUGAGAGUCCCGAUGGCCUCAGCGGCCCAACAAAGCAAACUUUUCUGGCUGUCAUCAAGAGCAUUUACUACUUGGCUUGGUGUCCUCCCGCCGCACUCGACGACCACAUUACAAAGGUGCUUUUUGAGCGUGUGGGUUGAUAGCCUAACCUUAGCAAAAGAGAAGUAAACGUUGACCUCAGAGGGGGUGGAUUUGGAAUUGGAGAAGAAGCUUUUUGGAGAAAUUUUUUGGUGCAGAUAAUACAAUUAUAGAAAUGUUUGGUAUCCACUCUACAGCAUGUUUUGUGCAUGUUCAAUGUCAUCAUGUCAUGGUUGCUGCAAAAUAUUUUUGCAUAUUUGUUUAUAUUCGAAUUGAUCCAGAAAGUAUAUAUUUAUGCUAA